Molecule: messenger RNA, 1385 nt
Organism: Fulmarus glacialis (Northern fulmar)
Lineage: Eukaryota; Metazoa; Chordata; Aves; Procellariiformes; Procellariidae
Gene: PCYT1B
Product: phosphate cytidylyltransferase 1, choline, beta
Exons: 7
Biological process (GO): CDP-choline pathway
Molecular function (GO): phosphatidylcholine binding; choline-phosphate cytidylyltransferase activity
Source: RefSeq, a predicted model, not a curated record
ACUCUGACGGCACCUGCUCCGUUUGCAGAUGAAACAAGCUGUCAGUGCCAAGCCCCCCAUGAGAAGCUAACCAUUGCACAAGCCCGCCUGGGAACACCAGUUGACAGACCUGUCAGAGUGUAUGCAGAUGGGAUAUUUGACCUCUUCCACUCUGGCCAUGCUAGAGCUCUUAUGCAAGCGAAAACUCUAUUCCCAAAUAGCUACUUACUAGUAGGAGUUUGCAGUGAUGAUUUAACUCAUAAAUUCAAAGGCUUCACUGUGAUGAAUGAAACUGAGCGAUAUGAAGCUCUCAGACACUGUCGUUAUGUGGAUGAGGUCAUCAGAGAUGCACCCUGGACGCUGACACCAGAGUUCCUUGAAAAACAUAAGAUUGACUUUGUAGCCCAUGAUGACAUCCCAUACUCCUCCGCUGGCUCGGAUGAUGUAUACAAACACAUAAAGGAGGCAGGAAUGUUCGUACCAACGCAGCGAACCGAAGGUAUCUCAACAUCAGAUAUCAUCACAAGGAUCGUCCGGGACUAUGACGUGUACGCCCGGCGCAACCUCCAGCGAGGAUACACCGCCAAAGAGCUGAAUGUUAGUUUUAUAAAUGAGAAGAAAUACCGCUUUCAAAACCAAGUGGACAAAAUGAAAGAAAAAGUCAAGAACGUGGAGGAAAAAUCAAAAGAAUUUGUUUACAAGGUGGAAGAGAAGAGCCAUGACCUCAUUCAGAAAUGGGAAGAAAAAUCCAGAGAAUUUAUUGGCAACUUUUUAGAGCUGUUUGGACCCGACGGAGCCUGGAAGCAGAUGUUCCAGGAACGAAGCGGCCGAAUGCUCCAGGCUUUUUCUCCCCGGCAGAGCCCAAACAGCAGUCCUACGCGAGGCCGUUCUCCAUCCCGUUCUCCAUCUCCACCCUGGGUCUUCAAUAAAGCCUCCCCUCCCUCUUCUCCAAAAGCUGCCUCUGCCUCCCUCAGCAGCAUGAGCGAGGGAGACGAGGAUGAAAAGUAAAAUAAAGAUAUUUUUUUAACCAUGAGACAGAAGAACAAGCUAUGAACUCAACCGCUGGAUGGGGAGAAGCGUGAGGAACAUCUGGGAUACCUCUGACAGCAGGGAACGUGCUCUGGGAGAAGAUGCUGAAAACAGACUAGAGCACAGCAAGUGAGAUCUCAGGAAGAGCUUAUCCCAUCCCCCACUCCCUCGCGGUGCCUGGAGGCCCAGCCAGCAGUGCUUGCCAGACACGGUACCGGGGACUGACAGAAAAACAUACACCUUUGUGCAAGUUCCUGUCCAUGUGCUGCUGCUUACAGCUGCUGCGGCCAGGGCGGGUCAGCAGGGAGCUCUGCACCGAGGGGGGGCUGGAAGGAGGAGCCCUGUCGGCUCCCGAUCCAGACCUGGCACACGGGCAC